GAAGGAAGUGACGCCAGAAAUGUGCGCCCCAGAGAGUGCCGGCUGGGAGCCGGAGGAGACCAUGGUUCCUCGGCGCCUCCUGUUGGUCGGGGAGGGGAAUUUUUCCUUCGCCGCUUCUCUUAGCGACACCCUGGAUCCCGGCGUCAGUGUUACCGCUACCUGCCUUCAGCACCGGGAGGAUCUGGAGAGGGAUCCGGUGGCCCUGGAGAACCUACAGCGCCUGCGCGAGCGAGGUAUCGAAGUGCGUUUUGGUGUGGAUUGCACCCAGCUGGCACACGCUUUGCAAGCACACAGGGACUUUGAUCGAAUUUAUUUUAAUUUUCCGCACUGUGGACGAAAAGCUGGAGUUGCUAAGAACAGGGAACUGCUUUCCAAGUUUUUCCAGAGCUGUGCUGAAGUUCUUACAAAGGAAGGAGAAGUCCAUGUGGCACUGUGUAGAGGACAAGGUGGGACUCCUGCUGAUAAGCCACAGAGAGAGUGGCACAACAGUUGGCAAGUAGUUGCCAUGGCAGCCCUGGGAGGGUUCAUUUUAAGUGACGUGUGUCCCUUCCCCUGCGAGGCUGUGCCAGGAUACAAGUGCACGGGGUAUAGGAGUCAGGAUAAGCCCUUUCAUGUAGAAGGUGCAUUGACCCAUAUCUUUACCCAGAGCUUGCCCUUUGAAGGCUCCCAGCCCAGAGCGUUCAGAGUCAGACUGGAAGAGCAGUGGUUUUCCUUUAUGGAGCCAGAAGCACUUGCAGGAAAGUUGAAUAGGCGGUUCCUUGAAGCCCCUUCCUGUCAUCCUAUCAGAACCAUCAAUGAGAAACUCAUUGCUGAGUUGGGCAAAACUUUUCCCUUGAAAAGGCUGAAGUGUUCCCUGCCUUUGUUGUCACGGGCAGGCACCAGUGUCCUCCCCCCAGGGACCUGUGACCUUCUGUCUGCCUUUUGGAUUAGUCUCCAUGAAGAUAACUCAUAUUCUGAGUCCCUGACUGGUGAAAUCACCCAAGAAAGGGAAGAGAUUCUUGUGUCAGUUUCUGAACACCCCCGUCCCAAGAGCCCUGCGAGAGACGGCUGCAAAGCAGCUCCUGACAGAGUCUGUGGACAGACCAUGCUCUGCCUUAGGCCUUCUCUUCUGGUCCAUGUGGAAGCUGCCGUCCAUUCACUGGACUUCCUCCCAGGUCCUCUGCACAUCCUCAGUGGACCUGUCUUCCGGAAGUGUCACAUUUCACCUUUUAUGAUGCCAGCAUUUCACGAGACUUUAUUUAUCCUUGGGUUUAAUAAAAAUAUGAAGGAGAUAUGCCUUUCAUCACUGCUGGAUCACCUGAAGAAUAUUCUAGAUAAUCUUCUGACUCAGACAUUGCUGGUGGGCGCCAAUAUGAGCACUUCAGUGCAAUUUGUCCUUCAGCCAAAUGGGAAGGAUUAUAAAAUUCAUGUGAAGUCUCUGAACUCUGGCCCAGAUCGUCCUGAGAAUCUGAUUAUUGGGUCUGUUGUCACAUCUACAGCUGCUACACAUAAACACCAGCAGUUUGUGUAUGUUUCUAUAAACUUGGACUUAUUAGCUAUGCUAGUCUAUGAUAUUUCUGAUUGGAGAAUAUUGUGGACUUUUGAUAAUCGUUUCCUGAAAAGAUUUGCCCCUGGGAAAAUAGAGCGCUUUAAAAGCUAUUCUCUAUAUCCUCCAUGCUAUGUGCAUGAUAUUAGUUUUUGGUUAGAUGAAAAGAUAGGAUUUGACGAACUGGAGUUUCACACUAUAGCCCGAGCAGUAUCCCAGGACGCUAUUAUUUCUGUACAGUUUCUUGGUCGUUUUCAGCGCCCAGGGACUGAGCAGGUCAGUCUGUGCUAUAGAUUGACCUAUCAGGCUUGUGAUAAGGCGCUCAGCCCGAAGGUGGCAGCAGCAAUGCAGUCCCAGUUCAGAAAAGAGAUUCAAAGACAGUUACACGUCUCACUUCGAUAGGUUAGUAAUGACCUUUCUAUAGUUUUUGUGGGUGAUAAAGAGCAACUUGCAACGGACUCUGGGGGUUUGUGU
Molecule: messenger RNA, 1999 nt
Organism: Acomys russatus (golden spiny mouse)
Lineage: Eukaryota; Metazoa; Chordata; Mammalia; Rodentia; Muridae
Gene: Fdxacb1
Product: ferredoxin-fold anticodon binding domain containing 1
Exons: 5
Coding region: 20-1927 (635 amino acids)
Biological process (GO): rRNA base methylation
Cellular component (GO): cytoplasm
Molecular function (GO): rRNA (uridine-N3-)-methyltransferase activity
Source: RefSeq, a predicted model, not a curated record